GAGUACGGGAGGGGAAAAGCAGGAACGUAACAAGAUGAGUGCUGCAUCCACAGUACGCAAUGUAUGUGCACGUGCAUGUAAGUGCGUGCGUGAAUCUAUGCAGGUAUAAUAUUGACUAAUUUGUUCCACUAUUGUGGUUGAUGUUGUUGCUGCUGCUGCUACCACUGCUACUGCUGAAGAUGUAGGUGAAUAAUUGUAGCCUACAUCUGGUUUUUGUCGCAUAUUCUUGAGAAUUGCGGUCAUUGGGACCCCCGUCUGUGAUAAAAACGCUGCGCGACGAUCCUCCUACUUUCGGUCUAAACGGUGUGGUAUCACGUGACACAAUUCGCCAACUCUUAUUGGAUCCCACAACGUCCACGAUUACCCAACGUCAUUGUUCCGGUAUGUGGCAUGGCAUGUUCCCUACGUCAUCCACCCUGCGCUUUUUUGUGUUUUCUUUUUUUUUUUCCUAUACCGAAACGAGUGAAAGGGAUACGUUGCACGUGCAAGCGACGCCAUCAGCAGCCGACUACAGGGAGGCCAUAAACACCUUUGGACCGCUGGAAAAAAAAAAACAAAACAAGGACAGACGUGUCCCACAGCUCCUCGGGCUGGGAGCCAGUCUCGCCGGAACACCACGUGACCACGUGAUGCCGUGACGUGACUUCGCGCCGCACGAGCCUGGGCCGACUCCAGCAGGUUGGUCUGUCAAAACACUCCGUUGAACGCGGUCCUCGGUGGCUGGUGAUCUGGCGUAACGCCGGGUGCUCACCACAGACAAGCCGCUGGCUCACCAGGCCCUGCGAGUCUGGCACUACCCCGCACCUCCACACAGCCACACAGCCAUGAUGCUCCCCCGUCAGCCAACCCACUGCUGGCUCGGCGUAAAACCUCAACAACCACCUACCCGUCAGUAGACUCACAUCUACAAACAGUUCGUCGACGGGACCUUUGAAGACUUCUCUUCCUCGCACUAGUGACGAAGUGGUGAGACCAGGACAGAGAGGGGGAGAGAGCGGCGCUGGGGGAGAACACCGCACUAAACCUGUUUCCUAGGAGAAAACGCAGGUUGGAAAAGUGUUGGCGACGAUGCCAGCAGCUGAGGUUGCUGCUGUCGAGGGCUGUGUGUGUACAGGUAACGCCGCUGGUGUGCAUUGACAGUUCGUGAACAUGUGUUCUGUAAUGAACGUGCUGUCACGGAUGAUUACCUCCACUAGUCUUACCGUCUGUGAGAGCAUCUCUGAAGUCUGAUGCUGGAAGCCCCUAUUCUAAGGUCGAUUUGAAAGUUUAAAGUUUGGAACCCCAUCAUCUGACGCCUUCAAGAUGGCGACGGAGGAGUACGUCAGACAGCAGCAGCAGGUGACGUGCAUGUCUUUUGCCCGUCAGCACGUCAAGCGCGAGCUGUGGUCGUACUUUGCACUGGCAGGGCUCUUCUUCAUCUACCUGGGCGCCAUCAUCAUCGUCUACGCCGUCAAAGGAGUCUUUUCUGCCCAUGCCGCCAUGACGUUCUGCGGAGUGUUCCUGGCGGGGGCAGGGGCCGUGAACCUCAUCGCCUCCUGCGUCUUCUAUCGUCACCAUCGACACCACCACCAGUCCCUCAGCUGCCUUAGCGACAAGGACGAGGAGGCGAAGGCCUCUUCCAAGUCGCCGGCGCCCAGAGAGAGGAGUCGGCUUCAGGGACCCAACCUCCCGGUCUUCCUGACCCCGAGUUUGCGAAGUACGCGGAGUUUGCUACCAGAGAUACUCGAGACGAGGCCAAGAAAUAUCGCAUGCUGCAGCUGUAUGAGCCCACACGCAUCACAAUCAGCUUCGCCCACGGGUACUGGACGGACCAGCAGAAGUCAGUAGUCAGUCCCACCUCCCAGAAUCCGUCACUGGUUCACCCCCUGCCUCCCAGCAUCCCCGGGCUCUCCUUCCCUUCACCUCCGGCAGGCGCGAGGCUGGACCAGCACGUGUCGACACUUCGGGAGCUUCUAAUGACAUCUCCGUGGUGUGGAGUCCGGGCAAAGUGGUCCAAAGUUCCGGCACGGCCGCCAAGCAGGAACACAAGGACAACUCGCAGUCCCUAGGGAGUCCAGGCAAGAUAAUCCAGGGAGCAUUCGGUGCACAGAAUAUUGGCGAGAAAAACAAUGAGAUGGGUGCACGGAAAUUUGAACAGGUGAUCAGCGAGACAAGUGUACGUGUUUCUGGACAAGCAAACAGCAUCCAUCAUAGACAGACCAAUGAUCUGUCCAAGUCCUCAACCUCAGGUGACAAGGUCAAGGGGUCAGUGGCGACAGGUUCUGGACAAAUGAACAUCGGGGCGAGUAAGCAACAGAGUGGAGCAGGUGUGCGGAGUUCUGAGCAGGCAAACAAAAGAGCGAGUAUUCGUAGUACAGAGCAAACAAGCAAUAGAGCGAAUGCUCACAGUUCAGAGCAAGCGCGCAAACGAGCGAGUGUUCGAAGUUCAGAGCAAUCAAGCAACAAGGCGAGCAUUCGAAGUACAGAAACACAAGAGUCUCGAGGUUCCAGAAGGACAAGCCAAAAUCAGCUUCAUAGACAAACAUCCAAAAAUAGUGACCGCUCGUGAGUUCCAGUGAGUUCCAGUGAGUUGUAGACUAAUGACAACUGCCCCUGGUGUGUGUAAAGUCUUCUCAAACUCGUUUAGAAUUUUAGAGAAUGAGCUGAGUGUUGUGAUUGUCGUACCCAACAUCCCGACACUUUGGCAGUUGAAGUCGAAGCAUUGCAACGCGUGAUUCCAAGUACAGAAAGCAACAGUCUUGGGGCUGUUUGGAUAAAGUGAGAGUUGAGUCGUUACCCAUGGGAAAGAUGGCGAAUGAAGGAAACAGUAUCGUAACGACUCACUGUACAGACCGCAGAUAUCGCUUGAUGCUACUUUAUCCUAAAGGCUCUUUGCCACUGACCUCUCCAGGGCUAAUGAAUGUAACAUCCAUGUAUGUGUGAGAGAGAGAGUAUGAGAGAGAGAGAGGGUUGUAUUGUGUGGUGAAGUAUAAAUUAGUUCGCGCAUUCAUCGCAGAAGAAGGAAAGAAGGGGCAGAUGGCGAAUGUAAAUGUUGAUGUGAUGUAUAUCAGCUGUUCGGUGGUACAUGUGAAUGUUGAGAUGAUGUGAUGUAUAUCAGAUGCUUGGUAGAGGGACUUAAAUGUGUUGAGAUGGUGUAACAGAUAUCAAUUAGUUUGAAGAUUGUCGAAGUGGUCGAUGUGAAAGUGUUGAUUUAGACUUACUGGUGUGAAUAUUACCUCGAGCUGAAUGUCUCCUUGAAGGGCUUUCUUAACUAGACACACAUUGUGAAACAUGGCGGUGAUAUAAAAACAAAGAUCGCAAACAGAGUGACACAUUGGACAGCAUGAGCCCCGAUAAGUCCUUUAGGUCCUGGCUUGUGGGGAACACCACUGCCAUCCAUUCCCCUCACCCUACCCCAUCUCAGCCGUUUCCUUCACACAGUAUGCGGACCUGUUGAUGGAACAGACUCCUGGCCAGCGAACCAACAACAAACUGAGUGAGCAGAACUCGACCGGUGAGAUUGACCUCAGCAAGUGGAAACAACCUGCCAACCAUGUGGCCAGACAAAUGGAUAACUAAAACUGACAGUUGUGGACGCUGAGAGACCGGUGGCUGAUACCCUGGAGCCGCGAAAGCCAUUCGAGCUUUUGGUGGACAAUGUUUACAACCUUGACCCUGUCAAACUUGAAUCCUCCUUGUGGACUGUCCUGAGAUGUUUCUGCCAGUGAUCGUAUCCCAGCGUGUUGCUGUUCCUGCGUGGUGUUGUACGGAGAAACAUUUUCCCAUUUCCGUUGUAGACUCUGCUUUCUUGGCGAAUGUCUCCUUCUGAGACUUGUUAGCUCAACAUAUUUUUCUUUCUGUUGUUCUUUGUAAACAUUGCUAGUCAGGAAACAAGGAGAAAAGCGGGGGAAAGUUCAGAAGAGGAUCUGUCGCCCGAAUUCUUUUUUAAUGCCAUUGAUAUCCUACUGUUAUCUCCAUUGAAAAAAAAAAAUAAAAAGCAGGGAGGAACAGAGUGAGAA
This is a messenger RNA of Pomacea canaliculata, 3998 nucleotides long. RefSeq lists its product as uncharacterized. The transcript has 3 exons. Bases 1303 to 1827 code for a protein of 174 amino acids. The record is from RefSeq and is a predicted model, not a curated record. Lineage: Eukaryota; Metazoa; Mollusca; Gastropoda; Architaenioglossa; Ampullariidae.